Messenger RNA from Cajanus cajan (pigeon pea), 555 nucleotides. RefSeq names its product protein RADIALIS-like 4. Gene Ontology annotation, molecular function: DNA-binding transcription factor activity. Lineage: Eukaryota; Viridiplantae; Streptophyta; Magnoliopsida; Fabales; Fabaceae. The record is from RefSeq and is a predicted model, not a curated record.
CAUGUAAGUACCUCAUCAUCAAAGCUCUAUUGUAAACACUGAAUUUUCAUUACAAGUGUUGGCACAAUGGCCUCUAGCCAACAGGGUUGGACUCCGAAGCAGAACAAAAGAUUUGAGAAUGCCUUGGCCAUCUUUGACCAGGACACCCCUGAUAGGUGGCAGAAACUGGCUAGGGCCGUUGGAGGAAAAACGGUGGAGGAAGUGAAAAGGCAUUACGAGAAGCUCGUUGAAGAUGUCAAGAAGAUUGAGGAAGGUCAUGUGCCCCUCCCCAAUUACAGAAAUGUUGCAACUGUGGGAACUAGCACCAGGGGUUAUUCUUACAUGGAUGAAGAAAGGAUGAAGGCUCUGAGGCUGCAGUGAAGUACGAUUUACCAAUAAUAUGCUGUGGAUGGCUGGAUUAGUAACAUAUUAUGUUUCAUUUUCCUUCUUCCCACAUGUAUGUAAACCAUAGUUCCUUGUGUUUUGUGUUUCUCUUCCUACAUAUCCAAAGAUGAAAUUAUAUAUCCCAAAGAAGUGCCAACCCGUUAAUUAAUAGUAAAAAACAUUCUCGUUGAA